CAUGCUUAUUCUAAACUUCCCAAUAACCAAACUCUUCAAUAUUCUAUGGGUCUGUCAUAUUAGGAAUGUUGGAAAGGUGCAGAAACUCUAAGCAGAAACUCUUAGUUGCGUAAAAAUCAUAAAUCAUAAUCAUAUACCAGAAAUCAUACACUAAAUAAAUAAAUCAUAAAUCAUAAAAGGGAGUAAAAUAAACGUGACUGAAGAUAAUUUAUGUAUGGCUGUAUGAGCAUAACGCUAUAUUUAUUGGUAGUUUACGUGAUAAGACAGCAUGAUUAUGCUAAGUACAUGAGCAUAUUCAGUAUAAUACCACAAUUACUGCAGUAACCAAAACGCAUCCACAAAUCAAGGUUUUCCUACACUUGAUAGGAGAGAAAAUAAGCAGAAGUCGGAACAGCUUACUAAACGUAAGUGAAACUUGACGACUAAAUAGCAUACAGGACACUUCGUUUACAUACAUAAACUUGCAUAAAAAGGACGAAAAUUUCAGGUAAAUCGAGUGACAGAACAAACGCACUUCGAUGAUGAAUCCAAUUUUAAGCAUCAGUUUUGUCCUGAUGUGUACAGCUGUUUGUGCAACUGUAGCAGAGGAGAGUGCCUGUUUAGGGGAGGACACCAGGUGUUUAAACCAGACAUGUGGAGAAGACAAAAAAUGUCCAAAUACAUUUACGUGUAGAAAAGGCAUUUGCUGUCGGUUCAAGACAUACCGAGAUUGUGGAGCCAUCAUGAGACAUGCGUGCAAAAACAUCCCAAAGAAGUGUCGAGGAGGAGGUUCAGAAAGCUGUCCCGAAUCGACAAAAUGUUACCAGGCAAAAUCUAAUCUCUUUAGUAUGUGCUGUCCUAUUAAUGCAUCAUGUACAGAUGAGACCGGUGUUGACCACAGCCCGACAGAUGAACCAUGGAUAAGUAAUUACGAUAAAUGCAGUAAAUGUCAAUGUCUCAAGAAUGGAAUGAUAAAAUGCAAAUCCAGAAGGAAAACUUGUCACCGCUGUGAGGUCACCAUCGAUGGAUCUGUGAAACGAUUUAAAAGAGGGGAAGUUUAUUGGAAAAACUGCAAAAAAUUUACGUGUAUAUCUCCGAAUCGCAGUGUUGCUGUGGGACCUUGUGGAAGUGGUAAAAAAGGUCCUCCUGUGUUUACCCCCCUUGCAACGACGAGGGGAGGAUGCAUCAGACAGGCUCGAAUAACAAUCUGUUACUACUCUGCCAGUGUGGUUGGCCAUAGAGCAGAAUGCUCCAAUGCUGUCGACCAUGAAAUAGAGAUCAUUACCAGUGCAACACACAGAGAUGCUUGCCCAAAACCAGGAAAACGCAUCUCAGAAGGUACCAGUGUUAUUAUAGGUGGAAAUAAGGUGUCACCGGAAUUUAACUACAAAUGGAUGGUACAUUUGGAUUUACCAACGGGAAGAUGUGGGGGCUCCAUUAUCAGUCCUCGGCAUAUUCUGACUGCGGCUCACUGUGUCGAUAUGAGAAAUGGAGAAAUAUUUACUGUAUAUACAGGGAAGCACAAUCUUGCAGUGGAUGAGCCAUUUCAGCAAAAUCGUACAGUUACUGUGACCCGGGGCUCAAAUGUUAUCAUCCAUGAAGGGUACAACAAAACCACAUUAAAUAAUGACAUUGCUAUUAUAGUCGUUGGACCUCCUUUAUUGUUCAACGAAGUCACCCAGCCCAUAAGUCUUCCAAGCAGUCAUGACCUUGAACAAGACUCUUUCUGUGCAGUCAUAGGCUGGGGCGUAGCUUCGGAAAGAUCAAUUACAGAAUCAAACUCUGGUAUUAAUCCUGGUGCCACUCCUCAUUCUAAUGUCUUGUUAGAGGCUCCAUUGAACAACUUUGAGUGUGAUAUACCAUCAAAUCCAGGUGCUAGAAGUGUCAAUACAGAAACAAUGUUUUGUGCAAGCGAUUUCCCCAAGAACGCUAGAAAGAGGAAGGAUUCUUGUAAAGGAGAUUC
This is a messenger RNA of Owenia fusiformis, 1942 nucleotides long. NCBI's taxonomy places the organism in Eukaryota, Metazoa, Annelida, Polychaeta, Sabellida, Oweniidae. The record is from the annotation of a GenBank genome assembly.